AACCUCUCACGUGACUGGUUGGGGAGGAAGGCUGAGAGGUUUGUGAUCCCAGCCCGCAGUGGGUCAUUUGCAAUUUGCAGCUGCAUUCCUAGGGCUGCCUGGGCGAUAGACUCUGAGCAACAGCUGGCUGUGGCGGAUCAGAGAAUGGGCUUCCAGGCUGCCUGCUGUUUCGUGCUGCUGCUUUGCACAGGAGGGUCACUCAGCAAACCCACUCUCAGAAAGGAGAGGGUCGUUCAUCCAGACCCUCAGCUCAGCGAUCAGCUGCACGAAGAUAACCAAAGCUUCCAGUAUGACCACGAGGCUUUUCUGGGCAAGGAGGAAGCCAAGACUUUCGAUCAGCUCACCCCAGAAGAAAGCAAAGAGAAACUAGGGAAAAUUGUUGAUAGAAUAGACGAUAACAAAGAUGGCUACGUCACAACAGAGGAAUUGAAAAACUGGAUUAAGCGAGUGCAGAAACGCUACAUCUUUGAAAAUGUGGCUAAAGUCUGGAGAGAUUAUGACGUAAACAAGGAUAACAAAAUAUCCUGGGAAGAAUACAAACAAGCCACGUAUGGUUAUUAUCUAGAAAAUCCAGAAGAAUUUCAAGAUGCGACUGAUCAACACAGUUUUAAAAAAAUGCUGCCCAGGGAUGAAAGGCGAUUCAAAACUGCAGACCUGGAUGGAGACUCAACUGCCACUCGUGAGGAGUUCACUGCCUUUCUUCAUCCGGAGGAGUUUGAGCAUAUGAAAGACAUUGUCAUCUUAGAAACACUGGAGGACAUAGACAAAAACGAGGAUGGUUUUGUGGAUCAAGAUGAGUACAUUGCUGAUAUGUUUGCACAUGAGGAAGGUGGACCCGAACCUGACUGGGUAAUUACUGAACGUGAGCAGUUUUCAGAUUUUCGGGAUAUAAACAAGGAUGGGAAGAUGGAUAAAGAGGAGAUUCGGCACUGGAUUCUCCCACAAGACUAUGAUCACGCACAAGCUGAAGCCAGGCACUUAGUCUAUGAAUCGGACGUAGAUAAGGAUCAAAAGUUAACCAAAGAGGAGAUUCUAGAGAACUGGAACAUGUUUGUUGGCAGCCAAGCUACCAAUUAUGGGGAAGAUCUAACAAAAAAUCACGAUGAACUAUGAUAUUUUUUACAACUCAGUGUGCCACAGACUGUUCAGUUUCUCACCACAUUAAUGACGUCACUGUGGUUUUUUCCAGCUGAAUAACUUGCACCAAUAUAUUUUUAACAAAGCAGCUUAUUACCUCAGAAACGGGGUAGAAAUAGCCUCUUACUCCGCACCAUUAAAUGCAAGAGCUAGUCACUACGAUUUUAUUUUUAAAAACCCCUCACGAUUCUGAAUAGAUUGCAGUAUCACUUUGGCAAUGAAUGUCUAAGACUUAGUUCUUAGGCUCAUUAGAAGUUUUUCAUAUUUUCUUUAAAUACCGUUGUUUUUCCUAUAGGGAAAUGCAGUUUUGAUCAGGAAGAAGCUUAUUGAAUGUUUAAACAGAUUCCAAGUUUAGUGGGUUUUAAAAAAAAAAAAAAAAAAUAACUAACAAUUUAGAAUCAUAUUCUCCCUUUUCCAUGUAAAGGAGAGAUUUUACUUGAUAAGAGCCAUCGCCUUUUUUCCUCCAUGCUGUAGUCUUUCCUCCUGGUUGGGUCCAGAGGUGCUGAAUGAAUAAGACCUCUUGGAAUACAGGCAUGUGCACCAGCCCUAUGGAUCUUAACCAUUUGAGCGCGACACCUACAACUACUCACUGCCCCCAGUUCCCUUUCACUAAUCAGUAGCAGCACAUCUGUCACACUGGCUGUCACCCCAAGGUUGUUCUUUCAUGAGGACAAUAGAGUCCAUGUUGACAGUUAUUACUACUAACAGCAGAGGUAAUAUGGGAUGGUUGUGGGCUGUUGGUUAUGCUGUUUCCUGAGAAGAAUUACGGCACAUGGACCUGUUUUUCAACUCAUCCCACACUUCGUAUGAGCGACACACUCCACUUUUACUAUGUAGGGCCUUUGCUGACUCAUUCAUGUCACAUGGAAAAGAAAUGAGACAUCUACCCUCUGGACCCUUCUUGAGAUUAUGGGCCUUCUGUUCUCCUCUGUGCUGCAUCAGGGAUGCAUGUGGUUUAAAGUGCUGGUUUGUAUAUAUACACACACAUUUAUAUCACCAAAUUGUACCAUAGGUGGAUGGUUUUCCUUUAGAACAGUAAACCUUCCAUAUGGCUGCAUUUUUUACUGUAUAAUAUUAGCUGUUCUUUAUUAUAUACAUGUGUGUGGGUUUUUUAGCCCCUGUACUGAGUUGACAUGCACAAUAAAACCAUGACUUUCUUUUUGAUACUAUGAAGGUGCAGAAAUGUUAAUAGAGGAGUCAUGUGGGAGGGGGAAGUAAAGACAGGAACCAACAGCAAGCUUUUAAACAGUAGCUUCCAAAACUGUGGUCUCUAGACCAUAGAUAGGCCACCAGCAAGUGCUUCAUGGUCUACAGAGAGCUGGCUGGACACGCGCCAUGGUUCCUUCUUAUUUCCAGCUGAUAAUAUAUUUUUAGCUUCCUGUAGUGUGAUUUAUGUUCCAUGUAAACAAUUGCUGUAGUUAGCAGUAGGUUCUAAUUAGAUCACCAGUGGCAGUGGUAUUUAUCCACAUGUGUGAAUGGCAGGAGAGGCAUCCACCAGACAUUCCCUCUAGGAUGUGUGCUCCAUGUUUUGAAAAAAGCUUGAAAACCCCCAUUUUAAACACUGGGCAGAGUCAUUCUGCUGGUGACUCCACAUUUGGGGAUAUUAUAUUUGGAUGCAAAUUUAUUUCAAGGCCAGCUAAAAAAUUAAAAAGUGAUAAUCUAGGCCAGAGGGGAAAAAUCCUUAAAAACACAUUUCUACUUUGAAAAGUGACUAAUAGUGACUAUGUAAAAAUGGCUCCGUUUUAUUCAAUGGUGCAAAGGCCUUGUUCUAAUCCUCUGCAUGAGGUUGAAUUUCUCCCCCUGUGCAUAUUCUGAAUUAUAUCUGGAGAGUUAAAACAACAGAGAAAAGUUGGGCUCCUUUUUACUCCAAUUGGCAAUGCAGAGCCAAUGCAGCUAUGGGAGAAUGAGCUGGAGUCUGUUCUGAUUUAUGCAUUAUCAGUCAACAGAAUUGUCAAUUAAGUUCCAAAUUUAGGCUCAAAUUCUUUCUUCAGUUAUAACUAUGUGACUCCAAGGUAUACAAGCCAUGCAUGGGUAUCACUGGGGGUAUAAUCUGCCUUGUAUAGUCUGGUAAUAUACUGGUAAUAAUACAGUGAGCCAGAAAGAACACAGCUUUUAUCUCUGACAGAUGUGUGUGUGUUUUUUCUGUUUGGUUGUUUUUUGUUUUUUUGUAAACUGAGCAGAUUUGUUCUGGAAAUUGCUGAAAAGGCAACCCUGGAACCACCUCUUCCAUAAACAAUGUCAUUUUUACAGGGUUACUUUUCAGAGAACAAGUGCAAUUUAGGUCAUCCUCUGUUUCAAUUCAAACCAGAUUCCAUCUAGUUUUGGCUAGUAUAGAUAAUCUCGAUAACAUGUUGUAGCUUCUUGGUUUCUGCCUUACUAUGACAUUGCCUAAAAUGUCUGUUAAAACCCCGGCUUCUUACACUAAAAUGCAGUAGGACAAAAUGUGAUAAGCCACAAGCAAACACUUUUGUCUCUGCUCUUCCAGUACCCAUGAGUCAAAGUGAUGCUUCCAUGCAAUGUUAUCUGUGAAACAAUAAAACUGUGUGUUGGCACAGAAACAGAGUUUC
Trachemys scripta elegans is the source of this 3704-nucleotide messenger RNA. RefSeq names its product reticulocalbin 1 (gene RCN1). The coding region runs from base 145 to 1113 and encodes 322 amino acids. Gene Ontology annotation, molecular function: calcium ion binding. Gene Ontology annotation, cellular component: endoplasmic reticulum. The record is from RefSeq and is a predicted model, not a curated record. Lineage: Eukaryota; Metazoa; Chordata; Testudines; Emydidae. The transcript is spliced from 7 exons.